Vespula pensylvanica (western yellowjacket) is the source of this 3600-nucleotide messenger RNA. RefSeq names its product serine/arginine repetitive matrix protein 1-like. The coding region runs from base 284 to 2797 and encodes 837 amino acids. The transcript has 8 exons. NCBI's taxonomy places the organism in Eukaryota, Metazoa, Arthropoda, Insecta, Hymenoptera, Vespidae. The record is from RefSeq and is a predicted model, not a curated record.
AUUCGUCGUUCGUGCUCGUUGAUUUUACGACCACUCAUGCCAUUUUUAUUUAUAUGUAGUGUGGGGUAACGAAGUCGUGGAAGAUUGUGCGGAUAGUUUACAAUUGUUUGAAAAUAAUAUAAAAUAAUUCAAUCUAGUGAUGUAGUUGUAAUGUGAUAAACAAUUGUACACGUAAUAAGACACAUUUCCGUAAAAUCAGCGUUAUUAUAUUAACAUAAACGCUGAACGGGGUAGUGAUCACUGUGUAUACGACCAAAUUUUUCACGUCUGUGCUCAACAUAAAAUGGAUUAUCGCCAAAAGAUGGUUUUGGCUUCUCAACAAAAGUUUCAUACUGAUGAUGACGAUGAUGAAGAUUUAGAAGCUUUACGUUUAGCUGCGUUACAGUCAUUAAGGACAAAAGAUACUUUGCAUAAUAAAAGACAAUCUUUAACUCAAUUACAAAAAGUUGUCCCGCAAGUAACACAAAUUGCACGUCCUUCAUAUAAACCACAAAGGUUACCAAGAAGGGCCCAUUUCCAUAAUAGAUUGCAACAAAGACAGAAUGGUAAUCUCUAUUAUCCAAGCCCUCGAAACCCCAAUUUAAUAGCUAUUGUUCCUGUGGAUGAACAUUCUGAAUUACAAAAUAUUGAAGUAACCCCUGCUGUAAAUGUAGAAAAGACUGAUAUUCAUGCAGAUAUAAAAGCAGCAGAAGAGUCAAAGUUUCAUCGCUAUAAAGAUAGUGGAAGCGGAUCAGAAGAAGAUGAUCAAAAAGGCCAUACAAAUAAUUUACCACAGUUAAAGGGAGAAUCUGUUAAAACUAGUAGCAUAGAAAAUGAAGAUGCUACAAAACAAAAAGAGAAUCAACCAGAAGUUAUAGAUGACUGUCAAAAGAAUGAAGAAGAAGAGGAUAUCAAUGACGAUGAUGAUGAUAUACUCUUGAUGGCUGAUCUGGAAGAAGAAGAUAGUUUAGAACGAUUAAUGGAUGAAAUGGAACGAGAGAUGAAUGUAGACAAACCAGUAGAAAAGAAAGAAAAAGAAUCAAAUAAAAAGGAUAGUAAACAAGGUGAUGAGAAUAUUAUUCAAGAAGCAAAAAAGAAUGAAGAAAAUAGUAAUAGGAAGGAGAAUAAUAACCAUGCUACAUCAUUUACCAUAAAUGUUAGAUGUGAAAGAAGAUCGGUAUCUCCACAUAUACCGAGUGGAGUUUCUCAAAAACGAAGGUCCUUAUCCCCAAAGUCUCGGAGUAGGAAGAGAUCCCCGAGAAGAUCUCCACGGAGAUCGCCAUUAAGACAAAUAAAAAAGUCACAAAGAGAAAUGACAAAAUAUAAGUCUCCUGUAAGAAGAUCCCCUCACAGAAAAUUAUCACCAAGAAUAAGAUCACCCAGAUUGUCGCCGCAUUCCAGGUCUCCAAAAUUAUUAAGAUCUAGAUCGCCAAGGAUAUUAUCACGUUCAAGAUCUCCUCCUAGACCAACUCGUUCUCCUAAAAUAACAUCCAGAUCGCCUAGAUUGACACGAUCGCGAUCUCCGAUUAGAUUGUCACCGCAAACAAGAUCACGUUCGAAAUCGAGUUCUCCGCGUCGAUUGUCUCCAUCAAAGAGAGUAUCACCACGAUCUCGUUCACCAGGGUUUUCUCCUCGAAGAGGAUCACCUCGAAGGAUGUCACCUCCAAAAAUUUCACCAAGAAGGUCGCCUUGGUCAUCCCCUAGAAAUUCUCCUCGUCUUUCGCCAAGGCGAAGAAAGUCACCUAAAGUAUCACCCAAAGAAUUACCCAGAAAACAUGGGCCGUGCUCUGUAAGCCCUGAUAAUACUUUAAAUUCUUUAUACAUUAAAGAAUCACCUCCGAUGCAUAAACGAAGAUUGUCUCCUGAAUCUUAUAGAGAAAAAACGAAACAGAAGGAAGAGAAUUCCGAAAAAGUUGAUUCAGGUGAUGUUAAAGAAUCAACUGAUAAUACAAUAAAUGAUUCAGUCUUGGAAGCACGAAGAAGGAAAUUCGAAUCUACAAGACCAAUAGAUCCUGUACUUGCUAAUAAAAAAAUUAAGUUAAGUAAUUCAAAUAAGAAGACAGAAGUCUUAGAUAGAACGCAAACUAUCAGCACAAAAAAAAUUAAUAAGUUAACAGACGAUGAUCAUAAUGUUAGAGACAGAGAUAUAUGUUUGGAUACAACUUAUGAAUUCGAAGAAUUAGGUGAUACCAUGGAAAAUACUUCUCCGAUACCUAUUAGCAGUUCAAUCAAUUCGUGUAUAAAUGUGGAAUCGUCAAAAACAGAAAAAGAAAAGUCAUCUAAGAAGAAGAAAAAACGUGAUAAGGAAAUAUAUCAAGUUGGAAAAUUAAAAAGUGAAUUACCUCUAUCCGAACGUAUUGGUAAAGAUAAAAAAUGUAAGAAAAGAAAGGAUAUUAUCACAGAAGUUCAAAAUGACGACGUAGAUGCGAUAUUUGAGGAUAUAGCUGUAGACGAAGAAGGUGACUUACGAGCUGAACUUAGUAGAAGACGUGCUGAGCGAUUAAACAGAUCCGUGCCAAUUCAAUCAGCAAGACUUGUACAAUCAGCUUUCAAAGGAGUUGUUAAUGAAGUUGUAAAAAAUAAUGCAAAAGUAAAUCAGAGGCAUGUAAUCAAAAGCGAUGAAAAAGUUAAUCAAAAGGAUGUCAGACGAGUUACUGUGGUUAGAUCAGUUUCUGAAUUACAUGAUUCUGGAGAUGAAAGCAACCUUGAUUCAAAGGUACCCGUACGUUUCAGACUAGGUCUUAACAAACAAGUCCAAGACACUAGAGAAACAAAGGUAUCACGAAAAACAUCCAAAAGACAGAAUCGCAAGGAAUAAAGUAAAUCCGCGUUCAUCUGAUUGCUUACAUAUUUAUACGAAGAGAUGUCCAUCUUCCAUCAUUUUUUGUCAACGUAGGAAGAUGUAAGCAUAUUAGGGGUUAAACUAUAUUGCAAGUUGCAAAGAUAUACACACAUACAGUGAAGGAUAAAGCAUCGUGUUAAUUAACGAAAGACAAUAUCCAAAAUUUGCACACUUUAUGUCUAUUUGUAUUUAGUUAUUUAUUGUUAAGUAUUGCUAUUAGAUUUUUGAUUACAAUUAUAUUAAAUCAUCUCUGUUUUUUGUUGAAGUACGUGUACAUAAUUUAAAUCAAUCACUCAUUUAAUAAACACGAAUCAUUAAUUAUCCCAAAGUCACCCUUUGCACACCUAAAAUAUGUAUUAUGACAUAGAAAUAUUGUAUAAUAAUAUUGUCUGUACAUAUAUAAAGAUAAAUGGUAUAAAUCGAUCGGUUAAAAAUUGGUUAAUCAUAUAAAAAAUAUGUAGAAUAUUUUGUAAAUUGCAUUAAUGUGUCAUUGUGCAUCCUAAAAAUGAGUUGUGUAAAUUCCAUUAUAUAGAUGGAGGAAAACCAGUUUAGUUGACAUUGAAUUACUUAUACCAUGUACGUUUAAAGUAAAUGGAUACUGUGGGUAUAUUCAAAUUCGACUGAUGAAUAUUAUGCUAUAUAUCAAAAUAGCUACCUGCAAAAUAUAAUUCUACGUCGUAAAUAUUCAUAUUCAUAUUUUAGUAAUAGAUGUAUAUAUAUAUUAUAUAUACAUUAGCGAUAUUAAAAAUACUUUAUAUAUAUAAAAAUUUACUUUAUAU